Molecule: messenger RNA, 4369 nt
Organism: Octopus bimaculoides (California two-spot octopus)
Lineage: Eukaryota; Metazoa; Mollusca; Cephalopoda; Octopoda; Octopodidae
Product: protocadherin-17
Biological process (GO): homophilic cell-cell adhesion
Cellular component (GO): plasma membrane
Molecular function (GO): calcium ion binding
Source: RefSeq, a predicted model, not a curated record
UUUGUUAGCUUCUAUAUCUGACAAUUUACAUCUCAACACAAGCACAUGUUCACAGGUACAACCUGUGUGUGUGUGUGCAUGCAGUAGUUUUGUGUGUAUAAACACAUAGCAUAUCUAUAAAUUCAUAAACAUGAACUUGUAUGGAGACAUUCACAAAUAUUAUUUGAAUUCGAUCAACUCUUCAUUUAAUCUACUUGUGUGUUUUGAGAGUUAGGGGUGGGCAGGGUUUUUAUUUCCCUUCCAUAGGAACCACAAACAGCCAAUGAUUGGCUGCAGCAAACAUUACAUACACACCCUAUUUGGUAGAGCUGCGGACCACUCUCCCAUAUUCACACAACAACACAGACCAAGCCACACUGUACUGGCAGCACAUAUCAGCAGUAGUAACGAUAGAACUAACUCUACAGCAGGAUACACAUCACAUCUAACGAUAAACUUUGGAGGAUUUUAUCUGCAUUGAUGAAAAAUUUCCACAAGGUUAUGUUGGCUCAGCUGUGUUUAUGGCUGUUUCUUCUAGAACCUUCUCAUUGUGUAGACCUUAUCUACUAUGUAGAAGAAGGAAUGUCCCCAGGAACUUACAUUGGGGACAUAGCUGCUGAUACACAAUUUGCUGACAGUUUUCCACAUCAAGACAGGAAUUUGAUUACAUUCAGUCAAUUGCAUGAAAACUUGAAUGGAAAUAAUCACCUAUUUAAUGUGACUGAAGUCGGGAAACUAUAUACAGCUCAAAUCUUGGAUACUGAGUCUCUGUGCAAAUAUAACGCUAAAUGUUUUAAAAUGGUAGAAGUUGCAGUUCAACACAAGUUGUCAUUCUUCAAAAUAUUAGAAAUCAAAAUAGUCAUUGAAGAUAUCAAUGACUACUCUCCAAUGUUUCCAAAUAAAGAAAUCCAUCUCCAGUUCUCAGAAACAGAUGGCAAAGGUACAACUAAAUCAAUACCAAAUGCUGUUGAUAGAGAUUAUGGUAUCUCUAAUUCUAAAAUUUCUUAUCGACUUGACAAGAGUGUGAGUGACCCAUUCAUUUUAUCAGUUUCCAAAAAAGUCGAUGGAACUUCAAAACUUGGUAUCAUUCUGAAAGAAAAGCUUGACAGAGAGCAGAAGAACAACUAUAGUAUCCGUGUUAUUGCAAAUGAUGGAGGAUCUCCUUCCAAACAAGGAAUUUUAAAAGUUCUAAUAGACAUUAAAGAUGAAAAUGACAAUUCCCCAAUUUUCACUCAGAACACUUACAAUGUUACUAUCAAUAACCAACACCAGAAAAAUAUACCGAUUCUUACUUUGUCUGCUAAUGAUUUAGAUCAUGGAAAAAAUGGCCAAAUUACAUAUCAUUUCAGCUCUGAAACUUCAGAACUUGCAAAAUCAUAUUUUAACCUAAAUGAACAAACUGGAGAAAUUUUCCUAUGGGAUAACUUUUCUUUUGAACGAAGGCAAAAAUAUAAGCUCUUCAUUGAAGCAACUGAUAGUGGAGUUCCACCUUUAAGUUCAACUACAAUUGUUCUUAUAAAUGUGAUCAACCAGCAAAAUAAUGCACCACAAAUAGAAAUGAAAUUUGUUUCCAAAUCUAAAGGCAACAAAGUUACUAUUUCAGAGGGUGUCAAAGUUGGUAGUUUCAUAGCCUAUGUGAAGGUAACUGACAGUGACAGUGGACAUAAUGGAGAAGUGACAUGCAGUCUUCAUCAUGAUAAACUGCAACUUCAAAGCUUAGGGAAAAACAAAUACAAAGUUGUGAUAAAGAGUCAAGUAAACAGAGAAACAGAGAGCCAUAUAAAUUUUACAAUUGUAUGUGAAGACGAAGGUUCACCAUCUCUGGAAACAACUAAAAGGUUUUCAAUUCAAGUCACUGACAUCAAUGAUAUGCAACCCAAAUUUAUGAAAGACACUUUCAAAUUUCUUACCUAUGAAAACGAGAAGCCAAAUUUUCCAAUUGGCUUCAUAAAAGUUACUGAUCCUGAUCUGGGAGCUGGAGGUCAACUGUCAUAUUUUUUGUUCAGCAAUAAAGGAAACAUGCUUCCAUUUAAGAUUUCUAAUUUUGGAUUUAUUUCAACAACACAGUCACUAGAUCGAGAGAAACAAGAUAUUUAUGAAUUGCAAGUUAUAGUAAAAGACAAUGGUUCACCAUCACUUAACAAUACUGCAAAGGUUAUUGUGGAAGUCAUGGAUGAAAAUGAUAAUGCUCCUUAUUUCACAUUUCCUAGUGUCAACCCUUUCAGACUGGAUAUUUAUUACCAACCCAAAAGCACGCAUGACAUCACAACAUUAAGAGCCUCUGAUAGAGACAGUCAUGUCAAUGCUUUUCUACGAUAUGAAAUUCAAGGGGGAAAUGAUAAACAAUUGUUCACAGUGAACCCAUACACAGGUGUGAUGUCUUUUUCCCGACCUGUCUAUCAAAAUGAUGCUGGAUCAUAUGAUCUUCAACUUGUUGUGAAAGAUGGUGGCAUACCAGUGCUCUCUGCAACAACUUAUCUUUCACUAAUACUGACUGUUAGUAAUAAGACUUCAAAAAUGUUCACAGCAAUAGACACACAGUCAGAUGAUAAAAUACAUCUAAACCUUGUGAUUAUUAUUGUAGUUGCGGCUGUAAUAAUAUCAAUAGCUAUUGUAGUUUCUAUGGCAAUCUGUAUUAUUCAUAGAAAAAAUCGCCGAAAUGUCCAAUAUCAUGGUGGUGUGAAUGAUUCUAACAAAUUUUUAGAUCAAAGAAUACAAUCAGGUUAUGUUUGUGAACAAAUAUCACCUCAAUAUGAUGCCCCAGUUACUAUGGUAACAGAUCUUGCCAAUACAAGAAAUUCACAAUCAACAUUACCAAGACGAGAACCACAGUCAGGUUAUGAAUCAGGACAUAGUUGGAAAGUUUCAAAUUCAGGAAUACAUCUCCAGGAUAUUACAGAAUGGACACAUCAGUCUUCAGUGAUAUCUGGUGUUGGUAAAAAAGACAAUACAGUUACAGUCCCAGAACGUAUUAGUGAAUUAUCUGCAAUAUCUUCUUGUGCUGAUAGUGGACAUGGUUUAAGUGAAGGUGACACAGGACACUAUGAAGAGCUUCCAGUUCUGUGCGGACCCUCACUCUCCCUUCCCACACGGUGUGCUGUCAUGGAGAUUGUUAAGCUAAAGAAAUAUCUGGGCAUUUGCUAAAGGACUUCCUGAGAGACUGUAUCCAGAAUAAUCUCUAGACUCAAACUGUGAAAAAGCCAGAUGAGAUAGCACAAGGCAACCCCUCCUAUCCACCACUUUGGACUGCUACGUUCAUUAUUCACGUACAUACACACACAACAUACAUACAUAUAUAUAGGCACAAUAUGUAUGUGUCUAUAUAUAUAUAUAUGUAUAUAUAUAUAUAUAUACACACACACAUAUAUAUAUACAUAUAUAAAGAUAUAUAUAUAUAUAUAUAAAAUCUGAGUAAGAAGAAAAAUUACUGUGAGUAUCAGCUACCAAAUGCUAUUGCUAUGUUACAGUCGGAUGUUUUCUGUCACUGGAUAUGCAUGAGGAAAUCUGUAAAUAUCCAAAAUAUUAAUAAGAACAGAUGGAUUGAACAUGUUUUGUAGCAUAACAGAACAAUUGCUUCAAUAUGUCAUUACCAGCUGUUCAUGGCUGAAUAUGCAUGUGUGUGUGUGUUUGUGUGUGUGCAUGUAUAUAUAUAUAUAUAUAUAUAUAUAUAUAUAUAUAUAUAUAUAAACACACACACACAUAUGUCUAUACAUAUACAGGUAUAUGAUACGCAGAAAAAUGGGUUAUUUCACCUGGAUUACUAAUCCCUUAUUAAUUCCUCUUUGUUUGAUAAGAAAAUGGACUGCCUGUGAAACUACAUAAACAACUCAAUACAAAUCAGCAGAGUAAUUAAUAUAUUUUAGCAAAAUGCCAACUCCAACAGGUGUAUAUUUGCUUCAUUUCAUCAAAGGAUUUGUAACUAAGUGGCCUCAUGCCUAUGUAAAAACAAUAAUCAUUAUGUAAUUAAUUUAUCUGGAUAUUUAUUUUCCACUUAUCUUAUUUACUUGUAAUUAUUAUCUCUCUGAGUGGUUUUGUAUAUACAAUUAUCUGUAGAUGAUGGCAAUGAUGUAACAUGUUUCACUCUGUGAUUCUUCUUUUCUUUAUCAAUUGAUAUUUUCUUCGCUCUUUAUUUCCAAUGGAUGUAAUUUUCCAUGGAAGUUCAUGUGGUCACUCCAUCCUUCUUAACUAACUGUAUUGUAUUGAAAUUUGCUUUGUAUGCUUCGAAUUGCCCGGAAAAUGUCUGACAUAAUUUAUGCUAUGAUUUAAAGUAUUAUCAGUUUCUGGCAAACCCUGUAACAAUGUGAAAGCAUAGUUUGUGUUUUUUUAAAACUAAAACUAAUAAAACUUUACUUACUGUUAUUUGCCCUAUAGUUGGCUCCUAUUUAGAUUU